GUUAAUUAUUGCCAAGGUCGCAAGGACACUUCCUGAACCAUCUUUGAACUGGUGCAGCUUUCCCACGGGUGCAUCACAGUUUCGCUUGCACCCAUAUCCGGAAAACACUCUUGAAAAACAGGUCUUCAGGCUCAAAAGAUAUUCGCGUCUCAUAACAAUUAUGGCAGCCACUAGGCAGUCUUCCGUAUUCCCGCAGGCAAAAGAAAAUAUAUUUGUGGAGCUUGCUGACCCGCAAACAGGGAACCUCUUCUACGCCAAUCUUGUCACGGGGGAAUGCACGUGGGACCGACCGCCAAAGGAUAGAAUUAAGCAAAAAGAUGGAAACAGCCUCGAGUGGUGGGAACUUUUUGAUGAGAACCACAAGCUGCCAUAUUACUACAACACGAAAACGGGAGAGACAGAAUGGAUGCGGCCCACCACAGGUCUCAUAAUACCGCUUCACGCAAUACAGCACGACUCAAAUAUCGGCAAACGCGUUUCUAUCUUAGUUCAACAACAAGCUGCGGCUAGUUAUCAGCCGCAAGGCAUGCUGGGAAGGAGCCUUGGGCCGGUUGGUGUAUUUGGGCGAGGGACGAACAUGCGGGAGGAAUACGGGAAAGAGGAGGAGUCAAUCCAACCGCCUCGAAGCACGAGGUCAGGUUCAGAGCCGGACAUUAGUACGCUGCAACUUGCCACCGCGCAGUCGGAAAAUGAAUAUAAAGGUGCAACCCCCAACAAAGCUACCAGCCCAGCAGCAGGCUCUCUGGGCAACUUUCAUCGCAAAUCUCUGAGCACGUCAUCACCGGCGGUCAAUGACAUUCGUAGCGCGGCAGGGAGAGCAAGGCAGUAUGGGGUCAGCACUCCAGUCUUGAAUCCGGAAGCAGCGGAAGCUAUGAGUCCGUUACACAAAAACCUUCACUCCACGCCGAUUCUCAACAGUGCCAAAGAUAGGCAAAGUAAAGUAUUACCCGUGGAUCUGAAAUCGCAAUUAAGUCAGUUCCGGAUAGAAGGCUUUGCAUCGAAGUAUUUCGCCGAGCAUAAGCGGGGACUCAUAUUCAAGAAGACGGUGCCGCUAGAGAAGUUAUUGGUGUAUCAAAAGGAUGCUCUAAAAACGCCGCUCAUGGUUCUCAACAAGAACCUUCAGAAAGACGCGUUGAAAUGUUUUAAGCUGAUACAGAAGAUCAUGAAAACGGACCCAUCCAGUGCAGCGUCAGACACUCAAACCCUUCUGGAAAAGGGCAUCAUGCAUGGAGGGCUUCGGGAUGAGAUCUAUGUGCAGAUGUGCAAACAAUUGAAAGGCAACCCCGACCAAGAUAGCGUGUAUCGAGGCUGGAUCCUCCUUUGCGUCAUCACCAUCGCCUUCCCACCGUCGAAGAAUUUCGAGGAGUACAUGAAGAACUUUGUGCAGGAGCACCUAGAGAGCAGAGUACCAAACAUAGAUAAACUAGCGCGCCAUUGCUGGAAGAAGCUUACAAGAAUAUGCAGAACGGGACCGCGUGGGAAGACGCCGACGGUUGCGGAAAUUCAGCGUGCCCAGGAGGCGCCGUUUACCCCAGCUCUGUUUGGGGAGUAUCUCGAGGACAUCAUGAAGGCAGAGCUCGAAAAGCAUCCCAACGCCGAAGUCCCGCAGAUCCUGCCAUUCCUGGCAGAUGCCAUUAUCGAUCUGAACGGGUGUAAAACGGAGGGCAUUUUCCGCGUUCCGGGUGAUGCGGAUGCAGUGACGGAACUGCGAAUGCGGAUUGAAAAGGGCACCUACGACCUGCAGGGGCUACGAGAUCCCAAUGUUCCCAGUUCGCUGCUCAAACUGUGGCUUCGAGACUUGGCUGACCCCCUUAUACCCUCCGAGUUUUACGACGCGUGCGUGAAAGUCGGGCAAGACGAGUCCCGAGUGCCGCUGUCUCAGUCUGGACCUGCAGCUUUGGCGAUAAUAGCCCAAAUGCCAGAGGCCAAUCAGAAGGUCAUUCACUACAUGAUGCGGUUCCUUCGAGUGGUCGCAGACCCGAAGAACCAACCGCAUACGAAAAUGACGAUUAGCAACUUGGCCAUGGUGUUUGCUCCGAACUUCCUGAGGUGUCCGAGCGAUAACCCGACCAUCAUCUUUGAAAGCACCAAGUUCGAACAAGCUUUCCUCCGGAUUCUGAUCUCAUAUGUGCAGUGAUCCCGAGAUUCAAUUUUGCUACUUUAACGUUGGUUUUGUUUUGAAGGGAUAGACCACACAAGUGCUCAAUGCACACAGCAUAUUCGAAAGACAUUUGUAUAUGAUAUCUGGAAAUAUUAGUGAUUCAUCUGCCACUGCGAAAAGCGGAGGGAUAUGAUUCUCUUGAUGGUUGAGCCAUUUCUGACCUUUUUCCUGAAGUUAGCCGAUAACCGGUUUUUACCACCGUCCGCACCACAUUUACCAGACCCAACCAUGCACACUAAGCCAAAUCCAAAUACAGCUGGUUUGAGAUUUAUGUACAUGUAGUUUGGAGGGAGCCGAUGCAAACAAGAAGGCGUAUAGACACUCGUCGCCAUUGGGAA
Fimicolochytrium jonesii is the source of this 2499-nucleotide messenger RNA. RefSeq names its product Rho GTPase activation protein. Lineage: Eukaryota; Fungi; Chytridiomycota; Chytridiomycetes; Spizellomycetales; Powellomycetaceae. The record is from RefSeq and is a predicted model, not a curated record. The coding region runs from base 161 to 2137 and encodes 658 amino acids. Gene Ontology annotation, biological process: signal transduction. Gene Ontology annotation, molecular function: GTPase activator activity; protein binding. Gene Ontology annotation, cellular component: cytoskeleton; cytoplasm. The transcript is spliced from 17 exons.